AUGUCGGGGCUUCCUGCUUCCCAGCUCGUGGGGCUCGUGGUGACGGUGUGCUCUGCUGCCGUCCUCGCUGCUGACCUGGCCUCAGACACUGUGACUUGCGUCCUUCUCUUCCUUGCUGGCCGUACCUCAUGGGCGGCAGUGACGGCCGUGUGGCCGCUUCUGGCCGUCGUUGUGACCGUCAUCUUGAACGGCCCUACGGUGCCUGACACGCCAUCAGAUUCUCACGUUAAUGCAAACAAGAAAACUUCAGAAAACUCUACUCGCAGCUCCAAAAAUCAAGCAAGCAACUUGAAACAAUCACAAAAUGAGGCUAUUAACGAAUGCAAACGAAUUGAUGCUAGGAACGGUAAAACAUACCAAGAAAACUUUAAUAAUCAACAGCAACUUCAGCAAGAGCAUGAAAGUGGAAUCGAAGAAAAUGUUGCUAGUAACCACCAAACAUCUGAUAAUAAUGGACAAGAACAAUUUUCCGAUAAUGAUCGAGAAGAAGCAAACGACAGUGACCGCGGCAGACCGGAUGACAGCGGUCUAGCGAGGUCUGCAAAGCAGCAACGUUUCAUUGGCGGAACACUACACAGGUAUAUCAGCCUCUUCGCUCUUCAGCUGCGGAGAGAAGCAGGCGAGAAGCAUAUCGCUGCUGCGGAGCACUCCGCUGCAUUAGUACAUCUGCUGCAAGCUGCCUUGCAGUCUGCACCGCAGCUGCUGCUGCAGCUCUAUGGCGUGCUGCAUCUGCAGCACCAACAGCCGUAUAUAAUUGUUUGUGCCGUGACUUCCCUAACAAACUUGCUGUGGAUCGUCGGAAACUUCGCAUUCUAUCCUAGCAUCCUUCCGGUCCGUCACUCUGAGGACUCGGUACCGAAGACUGGAAAAUCUACGGACAAUCGACGCAUAAGUUCAGGCGUUCAAUCUGAUGGAUUGUCAAGCAUGCGCGAACAAAAGUCUACUCAAAAUUCAUUGAAUGUUUCCAACUCACUCCACCCGAUAAGGAAAGAUCAAGAUAUUUUCAGCAACCAUACAAAAGUCUCCAAUGUCCAAAAUAACACAGAAAAUUCCAUUGUAAAUUCAGAACAGAAAAAUUUCACAGAAGGCGAAAUUAAAACAUCUGGUGGUUCAUCCAACAGAAAUUCUCGAAUUUGUCAUUCCCGAUCAGACUCCGGCCUCGAUAACUCUUAUCGCGGCAGCCAAUCGUUACCGAAGUUCCUAGACUCAAAUAACGACCAUCAGAACGGGUCAAAGUUCUUCAGUCUGCCUUCAAACUCAGGUUAUCAACCCAUGCAGCUUGGCAGCGUCUGCGUCUCGUCUGGUCUCUUAGACGUGCCAUUAAAACCUAUCAAAACGCACAAAUUUGGCAGCGUUAUUACGCUGAAGGAACGCAGCCUCAUGACCAGCAAUAGUCAUAACAACGUACACUGCGUUAACAACAAGGCACUGCGAGACUCUGGCAAUCACUUGACAGCGACUCUGGUGUCAGCUGUGGCAGCUCUGUCAGCUGUGCUGCUGCUGGCAGCGCGUCUGGCAGCGCUGACAGUGACAGCUCUCAUGAUUGGUCCUUGGCUGUACAUGACUGCAUGCGUGCACGUGACGGUGAUGUUCGUGAUGGUGGUGAGCGAGAGGCCGGGCUUCAGUGAUGUCCUGUGGCGAGACGUGGUGAUGAGUCUCACCACAGCUACCGCUUACUGCAUCACUGUCAUACCACUCUCUACCAAAACUACAACAUGGCGGAAGGUUGUUUGUUUCGCCAUAUUGUCACUCGAGGAUUUAUCAGCAGUUACUGCAUUCUUCUUCUUACCUGGUCACUACUGCGCGCAGUACAAACUACUUGUACUGCUGCUUGUCUCUGUACUGUCACUAGUAGGCCUCAGCCUUCAGCUUCUAAGCAAGAUCAUCUUGCGGAGGCAAAAUAAGCGACGACCCCGAGACCUGGAGCUGGGCACCUGCCCCCCUGGGGGCUGCCUGCCGGGGAGCUGCCUGAGUUAUCCAAAAGUUGCUGCCACUCUUGCGCUCCCUGAAGACACGUCAGACGAUUUUUCGGGAGUCAGCGAUUCAAACUACGGAUCUUCUUCUCCAGCUCCGUCUACAGACAACAACGAUGGCUGCGUUCCUCUGGAAAGACAGACUGGGUUGCUGUGUUCGGUCCAGGAUUUACUGGCGAACAUGUCGUGCCUUAAUGAGGACUUACAACUGGAUGAAUCAACAGGCGAAGGAGUUCAUGAAUUAGAGGGCAAUACUAGAGGUACGAAGUGGAGUUCGCGUAGACAAGAUUGUGUGACCGAGUCGGAAGAUCCGAAUCUCCGGUCCACGUGGAAAACGCAAAACGAAACUUGGAACUCUAAAAGACCACUUUCAACUGUGGGCAACCUGUCAUGUCAGAGUAGAAGCACAUCAAGCCGAAUGAACGGUGUUUCAAAAUUCGCAACAGUGUUUCAUACAAGAUCUUUCAACAGAGAUUGCUCGAGCCACGCCCCUGUCCAGACUGGAAGCCUGUCUAGCGUGGCAUUCAAGACUAAUGCCGAUUAUGAGAACUAUCCUCAAGGAGAUUUUCAGUGCACAGAAUAUAAAGAAUCCGGUGAAAUUCCUGCCAUUGCUACAUAUUCACCGUCAUCUCUUGAGCGAUCGGUGACCCGAGAGUUCGAUGAUCGUAUUCAAGUCUUACAAGAUGCCACUCACGACGUUUCUAGUCUCGCCAAUUCCUCUUCAGGUAGCUGCUGUACGACUCCAGGUACAGGGUUGUUACGACAAGUGAGUGCUGCAGAAGGAUAUCGGCACAACAAUCAGCUGCAACACCGCAAAAAUAACUCAUCUUCAAGCAUACUGAGAGCUGUAGACGCUGAACAUGACCUAAUUUCAGCGUCUGAAACAGAAAUGAAGCUCAUCAGCAUCCCGCAAACUUCUCCAUCUUCACUGUACUCUUCGUUGAAUAAUUCUGAGAGUACGGAGUGCGACACGGCCAUCGAAAUGAAACAGACCAGUUUCCAUAGACCAGCUUUGUGCCAUGUGGAGUACAGUACCGUCAGAAAACUGCCCUCAAUAAGGAAGUCUAGGAACGGAAAACAUGAUUACGAAAACGUCUACGACGACAUGCGUGUUGAGGAAAAUAGUCCUGAACAGAAUUGCUUAAAUGCACUCAACGAAAAUUUCGCAAAUGAGACUGGAAAUUGUGGAUCAGAAAUAUGCAUUCAAUCAGCAGAGGAAGCAGAACGCGGUAGAAAUUGUAUGAUGACGGAUCUCUCACAAGCAUGUGGAACAAAUCAUAUCAGUUCUCAGAGUGGCAAUGAGAAGAAGUGUCAUCAAAAUCAUAAUUUACAAGCCGUGCCUACUUCAACUAAGAUAUCAGCUCUUCCUCUGCCGCUUCCUCCAAGGACUUACAUCAUUCGUUACCCAUACCAAUAUUUUCCCCUCCCAGCAAUAAAAGUUCCUGAUGUUGGAAAUCAGUCUACUAACAGCUCGAACCAUGACUAUGAAAAUUUGCCACCAAUGAACGUCAACAGAGGAUUGUUCGGCGUCCGGCACUGGAAGGCCUACCUCGAUAUCGAAGACAGAACUCACGACUAUAGCACUUUCAAAGAGAAGAGCAAAAUAAACAGCACGGCGUCGUCCAGUCUGACAUCAGACUGCAGUGAACUUAAAAAUGUUUCGUCUGGACGCACUAGAAAAAGCCUCGUGGAUGACAGCGAGUCGGUCCUGUCAAGGUCACUGCCGGACCUCAGCAAUCUAGUUCUCGAAGCCUGCAUCGAAGUCCCACCAGAAGAAAAUCAGGAAAUUGGUAACGACAAGAAAGCACUUGAUAAACUACCUGAUAAUGUGAGAUUAAUUUCUGUUCUGAAUACUCUCAGGGCCACAAAAGUUUUGAGAACAAACUCUGUUGAUGAUCUAUCUAACUACGAAACUAUUUGGCUUGACGAUAUUGACGAAACCUUGAAAGCUGAGAAACAAGCAUCAGACACUUCUAAUAACACAGAACAUUCAUCCCUGAUUACAACAAUUGGAGACGUAAAGACAAAAGGUUCUCUUUGUAAUUUGUACUAUAGUACUAUGAGCGAUCUGUCAAGGAGAUUUUAUAGUGAGACCUUGCUUCGGCAAAACUCUUCACGACUCCAAACCUCACUUUGUGGGGUUUCGAGAGGAGCUCCUAUGGAGGUGGUGCACCUCGGCAUCAUGGACAGAAUCUCCUCCAGGUCAUCGGUUAGGUCUCAACGAGCACAGGGACUUCAAGGUAUUGCAGAACUUGUCGAACCAACUGACGUCAAUUUCGACAAAAAAGCAGCAGAUGAUUUGCCUAAAACGCCAACACCAGAGUUGAACUUGGAUUUCGAUUAUAAAAAUAUUAACGGCUUUACGGCGCCCCAAAACCUAAACACAUCAGUUAAUAUAAAUGAAGGCCUAGAAAAUCGGCCGAGACGUAAACUAUCAAUGAUUAGGGAAAAAUUCGAAGGUCAAAGAUGGACGUCGCUUAAGUCCCCCUUAAAGUUUCAUUCGCCUGCCAAGGCAAUCCAAGCGGGUCUUCGUGUCUUCAACAGGCCCAGGGUUCAUAUCAUCACACCGAGCGACGAAGACGAAGUAGAAACAUUUGGAGAUAAACUCAAAAGUCCCUUCAAAUCUAAACCAAAAAUUGUGAGCACCCCACCUCCUACUUGCGUUGGUAAGGAUGAUAAUAAUACGUAUGCAAAGCCUUUUGAAGAUGCAAGUAAUCUUACGCAGCUUAGGAGUAAGAAAAUAACACCAAAUUCCCGCCUUCUGACUUCAAGCCAAUCAUGUUUUUCAUCAGUUAGUGUUGCACAAGAAACCCCACUUCCUAAUUCUGUCAGGUCAGUUCAAAAGACGCCAAAAACGAGCACUCCAGACAACGCUAGAAACAAGAAGAACAACAGAUGUGAGUCGUCGAUAGAUUCUUCUAAAUGUGAUUCCCUUGUGGCUUCUGCUCCCAAACACAGCACUCCUGAAGGCAUUGCUCAUCACUUGCCGCAACUCAGCGCCAUCAGCGGCCUGUCAAGUGUCGUCGAGUCUCCGGAAUUGUCUCGAAUAAAUUCAACAUACGGACCAUUGCCGAGAACCUACUCGUCUGCCCGCGGCGUCGAGGGCGCCAUGAGGAGGCUUCCAUUGUCAGAGAAUGUGAGGCGAGGAGGGGACAGAGUUGAUAACUAUGGACGGAAAAUUUCUUUUAAUGACACAGAUAGAAAAAGCGAAGUCAUUCCUGUAAACUUCAACGAUUGUGGAAUUGGGAAACGCUCUCAAUUAUCGAGGAAAGAUUCUCACACAAUGUUCAAAGAAAACAAUUAUGAUCCUCAAAAUAUAACUAGAGUUAAGGCUUCACCUCAUAACAACUACUUAGGCUUUCAUGGUCAACAAGAAACGAGUUACAGCAAAAUGCCGAUGCUAUAUCCGCGAAUAUCCGAAGCCUAUAGAGAUAAUAAUAUAUUUAUCGCUCCUCUGCCAGUGGCCACUUAUGGCAUCAAUAACCAAAAAUCGACGCUCACUCCCAAUUCUAAAAUUUUCGACAGGAAAAUAUAAAUAUGUUGGAUCUUUUUUAGUAUCCAGACGACGAGCUGAAAUCCAAAGAUAGGUGCUGGAGAACCAAAAUAUGACCUGGUCGACUUUUCUCCAUAGAAAAUGAAAUGAAUGGGAAAUUUUUUAAAAAUCUUAUUUAGGAAUGCAAAUGUGAUCUCAAUUGAUCUUUCCGUGUUUCUGUUAGGUUACAUCUUUUUCCUAAAUCACAUUGCCUGCAAUCAGCUAUGAAGUAAGACUUUUUACCAUCUGUUAUCCCUAACUAUCAAUUUAUGUCCUGAAACUGUCUUUUCAUUACGCCAUCUGAAAAACUAAAUUUAUACGACCGCAGUCUAAAUUAUUAUUAUAAUACAUGUUUUUUCUUGUGUUCGCUAAUCAAAUCAUUGUUAGAAAGAUUCGUAAGACUGUGAUGUGUUCGCGCGUAUAAUAUACCUCUUCUUCUUGUCUUUACUGUUCUUCAUUAAUAUUUAGUCGAGUAUCAAAUAAUUAUAAUGAUUAAUUCUGUUGCUUUAAUUAAUCUGGAAACGCAUUCCUUCAUUAAUCCUGUGAAUGCUAAUGUAAUUUUUUAAUCGGACAUGUAAUGUAUGACGAUAUUAUACUUGCGUGCAUGGUUCAUAUUUGUCUUCUGGUGUUAUUUUUGUGUCUAAUGAUCUUUGCAUCAGUUCGCCAAUUCUCGUACUAUCUGCCGUCAAAAAGGAAGCAAGAUUUACAUAUUAUGCAAGAGAAAUUCUUAAGAGUGUAUUUACGGCAUACAAUAUGCUGCGACUUUGGAUAGCUAUGCAAAUAACUCUGCUUUUGUUGUGAAAUUUCAGUCAGAAAUAUUAACCGAAUUAUCGCUUUUAUCAGGAGCAGAUUUGCUGUUGGUGAGAGCCAUAGAAGGAUAUAAAUUGUGAUCAGAUAACACUUUUCAUUACAUAGGAUGUCAAAAAGAUUAUAGUCAUAGCUCAAUAUUGUCUAGUCUAUAAUUUACAUGUGAUUAAAAUAUGAUCUUUUAUCAAAAAAUAAUUGACCGAUAG
This is a messenger RNA of Hyalella azteca, 6518 nucleotides long. RefSeq lists its product as uncharacterized. Bases 1 to 5508 code for a protein of 1835 amino acids. The record is from RefSeq and is a predicted model, not a curated record. The transcript has 9 exons. Lineage: Eukaryota; Metazoa; Arthropoda; Malacostraca; Amphipoda; Hyalellidae. Gene Ontology annotation, cellular component: plasma membrane. Gene Ontology annotation, biological process: apoptotic process involved in development; engulfment of apoptotic cell; phosphatidylserine exposure on apoptotic cell surface.